This is a messenger RNA of Stegostoma tigrinum, 3204 nucleotides long. Its product is annotated as inter-alpha-trypsin inhibitor heavy chain H3-like. Gene Ontology annotation, biological process: hyaluronan metabolic process. Gene Ontology annotation, molecular function: serine-type endopeptidase inhibitor activity. Lineage: Eukaryota; Metazoa; Chordata; Chondrichthyes; Orectolobiformes; Stegostomatidae. The transcript is spliced from 28 exons. The record is from RefSeq and is a predicted model, not a curated record. The coding region runs from base 51 to 3032 and encodes 993 amino acids.
GAAUGAAACCUAGGCCCCUAUCGCUCAACUGACUCAUAGCAUUGUGCAAAAUGAAGAGGAUAUUGCCCUAUAUUUUACUAAUUACUGUUCCAGCACUAUUAUCUGCUGAUUACAUAAUAACAGAAUCAGAGCAUCAUCAGAGUGAUGAUACAAACUAUUUGUCAAACAUUCUGAAACUACCAGGGAGAACACUAAAGAAAAGAAGCACCAAGGAGUAUGGCAAAAAGCCUGCGAGGGAUCUUGCAAUCUAUAGUAUGAAAAUUGAUUCCAAAGUUACUUCUCGAUUUGCUCACAAUGUUGUAAUCAGCCGAGUGGUGAAUCGAGCAAAUAAUUCAAGGGAAGCUUUUUUUGAAAUGGAUCUACCCAAAACAGCCUUCAUUACCAACUUCAGCAUGACUCUAGAUGGAGUGACUUAUGUGGGAGCUGUAAAAGAGAAAGAAGUUGCUCAGCAACAGUACCAACAAGCCGUUUCACGCGGACGGACUGCAGGACUUGUAAAAGCAUCUGGCAGAAAAAUGGAGAAGUUUAAAGUGUCAGUAAAUAUUGGACCAACCAAAAAAGUCACAUUUGAACUAACAUAUGAAGAAUUAUUAAAACGUAACCUGGGGAAAUAUGAGAUGAACAUCAGAGUAAAACCCCAGCAGCUUGUCGAACAGUUCCAGAUUGAUGUACACAUCUUUGAACCACAAGGCAUUUCCUUUCUGAAUGUUAAUGCAAAGUUCCUAAAAAAGAAUCUGACUUCAAUUGUGAAAAAAACACUUACUGCAACAAGAGGCCAUAUUUCUUUCAAACCGACUCUUGAGCAACAGCACAGAUGUCCUGAUUGUGAUGAGACUAUUCUGGAUGGAGACUUCAUCAUAGUGUAUGAUGUCAAUAGAGACCUGUCUGCUGGUAGUGUUCAGAUUGUAAAUGGAUAUUUUGUACAUCAUUUUGCACCUGCGAAUUUAUCGAGGAUCCCUAAAAACGUUAUUUUCGUGAUAGACCACAGUGGAUCUAUGAGGGGGACAAAAAUGCAUCAGACAAAUGAAGCUCUUGUAAAAAUUUUAGAUGAUAUUGACUCAAAGGAUCAUUUUGCAAUUAUUAUCUUUGAUCAUUCAUUUACCACAUGGAAGAAUGCGAUUUUUCAAGCGACUCCAAAACACGUGACUGAAGCUAAAAGAUUUGUGAACAAUAUUUCAGCCAGAGGAGGAACAAACAUAAAUGAUCCUAUGCUGGAAGCAGUAAAACGUCUAGAUAAGGCCCAUCAAGACAAGCUUCUGCCUGAAAGAAGUGUCUCCAUGAUUAUUUUGUUAACUGAUGGUGAUCCAAAUGAAGGAGAAUCAAACCCAAUGAAGAUCCAGCAGAAUGUUAAAAAAGCUGUCAAUGGCAAAUACAAUGUGUACUGCCUCGGGUUUGGUUAUGAUGUUAAAUACAGUUUUCUAGAGAAAAUGGCACUUGAAAAUAACGGUAUAGCACGGAGAAUUUAUGAGGAUUCAGAUGCUCCCUUACAGCUCCAGGGCUUUUAUGAUGAGGUGGCAAAUCCCUUACUUUUGGAUAUUGAAUUGCAAUAUCCAGAGAAUGCUAUUUCAGAGUUAACUCAGUCCAAUUUUAGGCAGUUUUUUGAUGGGUCAGAAAUUGUAGUGGCUGGCAAGAUUUCAGAUAAUGACCCGGAGUCACUCAUUGCAGAGGUCUUUGCACAAACUGCUAAUGAAAACUUAACUCUAAAAGCUGAAGUGCAGGUAUCAGAAGUUGAAAAUAUUACUGCUCAGCAGCAAUACAUCUUCGGUGAUUUCACUGAGCGACUGUGGGCUUAUUUAACCAUACAACAGCUGUUGGAGAAACGUGUUUCGGCAGAGACAAAUGAAAGGGGAAACCUAACAGACAGAAUCCUGGAACUGUCACUCAAGUACAGCUUUGUAACCCCAUUAACAUCAAUGGUUGUCACAAAACCUGAGGAAAAUAAGAAUGGAAGCUUUGUGGCUGACAAACCCUCAGAAGAUGAAAAUGAGAAGCCAUUACCACAAAGAGCUCACUUUCUUCCAAGAUUUCAUGCUCCUGCAAGACAUCCUCCACGUUCACCUAAGAAAGCAAUACGUCCUGCAUUCAGAGCUUCAGACCAUCACAAUAGCGCCGGUCCUCCUGGUCCUCCUGGCCGAUCAAUUCAUAGACACAGCAUGGGAAUGCUUCUUCCUGGUAUCAGGCCUGCAAAUCUUCCUGAUCAAGAAGUGUUUUUGUAUGAUGAUAUCGAGGCUACACUUACUGCUGAUAUCAUGCCCACAUCCCCUGCUACAGUAUCCAUUUCUACCUCUGUUGACAGCGAUCCUCACUUUAUCAUUUCAAUAAAUGAUCACAGUGAUGCCAUUUGUUUCAACAUUGAUGGGAAACCAGGGGCAAUUCUCAAUCUGAUCACAGAUCCAGCUACAGGUCUUACAAUAAAUGGAGAGUUGAUUGGGGAGAAGAAAGUAGAAAUUAACAAGAAAAUAAACACAUACUUUGGAAAGUUUGGAAUUGUGAACAUGGAAUUGGACGUAAAAGUUGAAGUGUCAACACAGACAAUUACAGUUUUUCAUGGAGAAGAGAAGAUUACUAUCCCCUGGUCAACAACAGCCUCUUUAACAAAAGAAAGUUUCUCAAUAUCAAUUACGAAAGAAAAGAAUCUCACACUUACAAUGGGAGAUGAUGCAACGUUCAUUAUUGUGCUGCAUCGGGUCUGGAAAAAUCACCCUCUGCACAGAGACUUUCUGGGAUUUUAUACACUUGACAGCCGCAGGUUCUCAAAUAUGACUCAUGGAUUACUUGGCCAGUUUUACCAUGAAGUAAGUGCUGAGAUAUAUAAUUUCCGCCCUGGUUUAGAUGAAGGCAAACCUGAUGCAACAAUGAUUGUAAAAGGUCACAAGCUCAGAGUAACAAGGGGUUACCAGAAAGAUUACAGAAUUGAUCCAAAGCGAGGAACCAAUAUCCCAUGCUGGUUUGUUCACUACAAUGGCAAAGGAUUUAUGGAUGGAAGCCCCACUGACUAUGUUGUAUCUUCUUUAUUUGACUCCCUAUAUUGAUAAGCUGAGAGCAGAGAAUGAAAGCUUAUCCCUUUCGCAUAGCUGGCACAGCUUUGUUAUUCAGUCACCUACAUGCCAAAAACAUUUUGAUUAAAGGUAGUAAAUCUGUGAGCAUUUUGUAUUGUCAAAUAUAAAUUCCUCUGUUCACUUACAAUUAAAACUGCUUCUGUGA